Messenger RNA from Scomber scombrus (Atlantic mackerel), 3031 nucleotides. RefSeq lists its product as uncharacterized. Gene Ontology annotation, molecular function: NAD+ poly-ADP-ribosyltransferase activity; metal ion binding. Bases 59 to 2872 code for a protein of 937 amino acids. NCBI's taxonomy places the organism in Eukaryota, Metazoa, Chordata, Actinopteri, Scombriformes, Scombridae. The record is from RefSeq and is a predicted model, not a curated record. The transcript has 12 exons.
ACUCAGUCGCUUCUGUUUUCCUGAUGCUGGAAGGUGGAAGAGGAAGAGGAACAGCACGAUGGAGGAGUCCGAAAUACUGAAAUUCAUCUGCGCCAAUCAGGGAGCAGUAAACACCGAUGAAUUAAUUUAUAAUCUAAAUCCUGGCGAUUCCACAGAUAUUUCGGAGAUUAUUGUUAAAAAUGAUCAAUUUGCUUUGUGCCAUCCCUUUGGGCAGCCGAAGGUGGUGGCCCGGACCGGCCUGAAGCUGUGCAGAGCCAGAGACUGUCAGGGGUCCUGCAAGGGCUUACACCUGUGUAAAAACUUCCUCUUCAGCGGAACCUGCAAAUUCACUCAGUCCAGGAGAGGAUGCAGCUUCUCCCAUGAUAUGCACUCUGACGCCAAUCUGGGGAUACUGAUUGAGCAUGAGCUGGUGAGUCUGAGCAGGACAGAGCUGUGCACACUCCUGCUGCAGAGCGACAACACGCUCCUGCCUCAGAUAUGUCACGAUUACAACAAUGGUGAGGGGUUGCACGGCCGGUGUCAGGAAGGUGACAGUUGCAAGAGACUGCACAUCUGUGAGAGAUACGUUAUCAACGACUGCAACUGCUACAGGACUCAUGAUUUUGGUGCUCCACAGCCAUUAAAAACCUUGCAGGAUAAAGGCGUGCCCGACCAUCUCUUUCGCUCCUUGAAGACAACUUAUGCAAAUAAAAAAGCUUUGUGGUUCUUGGUCAAAAGGGGUGAUAGGGGCAAUGAUGGAGUGAAAGAGGGGGAAUGUGAUGGGAACAAUCCAAUGGCUGCCAGAGGGAGAGGUGGUUACCGGGGCAACAGAGGCAAUAGAGGCAACAGAGGCAACAGAGGCAACAGAGGCAAUAGAGGGAACAGGGGAAAUAGAGGUAACAGGGGCAACAGUCAAGAGCAGCAACUAACCUGUUCCACUAAUGACCUCCUGGCUGCACUCGGUUCCAUGAGUGUGAUCAGCGGUUGGGAUCCAAAUGACGACAACGGUGAACAGCAGCAAGACUUUUCCACCAGUGACGUCUAUGGUGCUGCCAAUGACAGUGAUGCGAGCAGCGACUAUGGUUCCAACAGAAGGCAAAUGAAGAUUCCGAAUAAAACUUCCGGUGCUUUCAGAGAGAGAGGUGGUCAGGGCAACAGAGGUAACAGAGGUAACCAUCAACAGCUGCAACGCAACCGUUCCACCAGUGACAUCCUAGCUGCUGUCAACGCCGCAGAUGACGGGCCAAACAGGAGAUACGGAGAAAGGCCUGUCAGAGAUAAAACUGAGAUAUGUAUGUACUUCAUCAAAGGACACUGUAAACAUGAAGAGCGCUGUUUUAAGCAUCAUGACAAGAUGCCGUACAGGUGGCAGAUCAGAGAGGGUGACCAGUGGACCAACUUACCUGAUAACGAAACGAUUGAAAAGGACUACUGUGAACCUCAAAACUCAUACAGUUCCACCAGUCUACCUGUGUAUUUUGACGCGAUGACCCGUGGGGUGAACCAAGUGCGACGACUCUCUACCGUUAACUCUUUAAAGGAGCCGACCUUUAUCCACACCACGGAAUGGGUUUGGUACUGGGAAGAUGAGUCUGGAAAGUGGAACCUGUAUGCUUCAGCUAGUGGUGGACACAACCCAGCAGACAUGGACAGUGCUAAACUGGAGGAGAAAUUUCUGGCAAAUAACAAAGAUGUGGUGGAGUUCACCGCUGGUUCACAGUCGUAUUCACUCAGUUUCCAAGACAUGAUACAAACAAACAAGCGGUAUGGCACUAAGAGGGUUGUGAGAAGACGGCCUCGGUUUGUUUCCGCAGCAGAUGUCCGAACAGCGAAAAAGAGAAGGCCUCUGGUUCAACCAAGUUUCACUGCUAUACCAGACCACUGGGACAAGACACAGAUUCCUGAAACAGGAUACAAGAGUGUUUCCCUCAACCGCUCCUUAGAUGAAUACAAGGUGAUUGAAGCUCUUUUUUGUACAACAAUGAGAGGAUUUGCCAUCGUCAAAAUUGAGAGGAUUCAGAACAAAGCUCUUUGGGAAGUCUAUCAGUGGCAGAAGAAUCAAAUGAAGACAAACAGUGGCCCUAAUGUGACAGAGAAAAAGCUUUUUCAUGGCACUGACUCUCAAUAUGUACCUGCCAUCUGCAAGACCAACUUUGACUGGAGAAUCUGUGGAACUCAUGGAACCGCUUUUGGCAAAGGUAGUUACUUUGCCCGGGAUGCCAAAUACUCCCACAACUACACUGGUAACUCUGAUGUUCUGAAGUCCAUGUUCAUCUCACGGGUGCUGGUUGGGGACUACACCAGAGGGUCCUCCAGCUACGUCCGACCUCCUUCUAAGGAUGGCGGGGACGUGAACUUCUAUGACAGCUGUGUAGACGACGUUACAAACCCUUCCAUCUUUGUUGUGUUUGAGAAGCACCAGAUCUACCCUGAAUACCUGCUGCAGUACAAGAAUGCCCACCCACUUGACCCAUUAUAUGGUGCAUCGCCUGCGCCUGCGCCCGCGCCUGCGCCCGCGCCUGCGCCCGCGCCUGCGCCCGCGCCUGCGCCCGCGCCUGCGCCCGCGCCUGCGCCCGCGCCUGCGCCUGCACCUGCACCUGCACCUGUCAUGGUACCAGCACCAGCACCGAAACCAAGACCAGUACCAGCACCAAGACCAGUUGCCCAACCCAGCACACCAGUUUAUCAACCCAGCACAUCAUUUUAUCAACCCAGCACAGCCUCAUACCAACCCCCCCACAUCAACUUACAAACCCAGCACAGCCUCAUACCAAACCCCCACAUCAACUUACCAACCCAGCACAGCCUCAUACCGAUUCCAGCCCCCGUCUUACCAAUCCAGACAAUCUUCUCCACCUCCCCCACCAAUCCCAGCCCGAAAGAAACAGUCUGAUUCCUGUGUCAUUGCUUAGGAAUAAUGGUUACAUGGAACACUUUGGAUAAUUAGGUGAUUUGAUUACAUAUAGUAAUAAUAUCUACUAAAGUGUGCAAUGCAUGGCUUUUAUGCAGAAUAUGACAAUGUAAUUUAAAGUGCCUAUUUAUGUGUAAUAAA